UGCCAAGAGGCUCAAAAAAUCCACCUUCACUUUUCAGUCAGAAGAGGCAGAAGUGGAUGUGAGAGACAGACACACACAGAGACACAGAGAGCGAAAGAGGGCAAGAGACUUGACUUUAAGAGACUCCUGCACUGACAACUCCAUGCAGUUCGGAACAAGAACGGCAGCGACCGACUCUGGUUUCAUGGGGACAUGGCAGAACACUGACACUAACCUCUUAUUCAGAAUGUCCCAACAGGCCAUCCGCUGUACACUGGUAAAUUGCACAUGUGAAUGUUUUCAGCCAGGGAAGAUUAACCUGAGAACCUGUGAUCAGUGUAAACAUGGCUGGGUGGCACAUGCCUUGGACAAACUUAGUACUCAGCACCUCUACCACCCAACCCAAGUGGAGAUUGUGCAGUCCAAUGUUGUGUUUGACAUCAGCAGCCUGAUGCUCUACGGUACUCAGGCUGUGCCUGUGAGACUGAAGAUACUGCUUGACCGACUCUUCAGUGUACUGAAGCAAGAGGAGGUGCUGCAUAUUCUACAUGGCUUAGGCUGGACACUUCGAGACUAUGUUCGAGGCUACAUUCUUCAGGAUGCUGCAGGCAAGGUGCUGGACCGCUGGGCCAUCAUGUCCAGGGAAGAAGAGAUCAUUACCCUUCAGCAGUUCCUGAGAUUUGGAGAAACGAAAUCUAUCGUGGAGCUGAUGGCAAUUCAAGAAAAAGAAGGGCAGGCUGUGGCUGUGCCAUCUUCAAAGACAGAUUCAGAUAUAAGGACUUUUAUUGAAAGCAAUAAUCGCACCAGGAGCCCAAGUCUCCUUGCUCACCUGGAGAAUAGCAACCCUUCAAGCAUUCAUCAUUUUGAAAACAUCCCGAAUAGCCUUGCAUUCCUGCUUCCAUUCCAAUACAUAAAUCCAGUCUCUGCUCCACUGCUGGGGCUGCCUCCAAAUGGCCUCCUGCUGGAACAGCCAGCAAUGAGGCUCCGUGAACCAAGCCUUACAACCCAAAAUGAAUAUAAUGAGAGCAGUGAAUCUGAAGUUUCCCCUACGCCUUUCAAGAAUGAGCAAGCAUCCAGCAGGAAUGCUUUGACCAGUAUCACAAAUGUGGAGCCCAAAACUGAGCCGGCCUGUGUCUCUCCUGUUCAAACACCUACACCAGUCAAUGACUUAUCGAAAACUGAGCACACAAAAAGCUCAUUCCGAAUUCACAGAAUGAGGAGAAUGGGGUCAGCCUCAAGGAAAGGAAGAGUGUUUUGCAAUGCAUGUGGCAAAACAUUCUAUGACAAAGGUACUCUUAAAAUCCACUACAAUGCUGUGCACCUGAAAAUCAAGCAUCGAUGCACUAUUGAAGGCUGCAAUAUGGUCUUCAGCUCUCUUAGAAGCCGCAAUCGCCACAGUGCUAACCCAAAUCCUCGCCUCCACAUGCCUAUGCUAAGGAAUAACCGUGACAAAGAUCUAAUUCGCGCUACAUCAGGUGCUGCCACUCCUGUCAUAGCAAGUACAAAAUCCAACCUCACUUUAACAAGCCCUGGACGUCCACCGAUGGGGUUUACCACUCCCCCUCUAGACCCGGUACUACAGAACCCUCUUCCCAGUCAGCUGGUCUUCCCAGCUUUAAAGACUGUUCAACCUGUUCCUCCUUUUUACAGAAAUUUACUUACUCCUGGAGAGAUGGUGAGUCCUCCAACCUCACUCCCAACCAGUCCCAUAAUACCAGCUGUGAGUGGCAUGGAGCAGCAUCCCCCUCCUCCUUCGGAGUCAUCGGUACCUUCAGUGUUGAUGCCCACCCCAGAGCCCAAUGCAGACCUUGCCCCCAAGAAGAAGCCAAGGAAGUCAAGCAUGCCAGUUAAAAUUGAAAAGGAAGUUAUUGACACUGCUGAUGAGUUUGACGAUGAAGAUGAAGAGGUGAAUGACAGGAGCACAAUGGUGAAUGACAUUGGUCAUGACAAUCACUGCCAUUCUCAGGAGGAAAUGAGCCCAGGCCUGUCUGUGAAAGACUUUUCCAAAAGUGACAGAAACAGAUGUAUGUCCAGACCAGACAUAAGAAGGGCAGACAGCAUGACAUCAGAAGACCAGGAGCAUGAAAGAGAUUAUGAAAAUGAGUCAGAGUCAUCAGAGCCCAAAUUGUGUGAAGAAUCACUGGAGGGUGAUGAUCGCCUCCAUGAACCUGGUGAAAAAUCUAUGAUGCACAGUGACCGACCAGAUGAAAACCACAAUGACUCUUCCAACCAGGAUGUCAUUAAGGUGAAGGAAGAGUAUACAGACCCUACAUACGAUAUGUUCUAUAUGAGCCAAUAUGGACUGUACAAUGGAAGCAGUGCCAGUAUGGCUGCUCUUCAUGAAAGUUUUGCUUCGACAUUCAACUACAGCAGCCCUCAGAAGUUCUCCCCAGAAGGUGAAAUGUGCUCCAGCCCAGACCCCAAGAUCUGCUAUGUUUGCAAGAAAAGUUUCAAGAGUUCCUACAGUGUGAAGCUUCACUACCGAAACGUUCAUUUAAAAGAGAUGCAUGUCUGCACAGUGGCUGGCUGUAAUGCUGCGUUCCCAUCACGGAGAAGCAGAGACAGACACAGUGCUAACAUAAACCUGCACCGUAAACUGUUGACCAAAGAACUGGAUGACAUGGGCUUGGACACUUCACAGCCUUCUCUUAGUAAGGACCUCCGCGAUGAAUUUUUGGUGAAGAUAUAUGGCGCUCAGCAUCAGAUGGGGCUUGACUUAAGGGAAGACACCUCCUCGCCUGCUGGUACUGAGGAUUCCCACAUGAAUGGGUACGGCAGGGGCAUGGCAGAAGACUAUAUGGUACUAGACUUGAGCACCACCUCCAGCAUCCAGUCCAGCAGCAGUAUCCAUUCCUCAAGAGAAUCUGACGCAGGAAGCGAUGAGGGUAUUCUCCUGGACGACGUCGAUGGGGCAAGUGACAGCGGGGAAUCUGCCCACAAAGCAGAUGCCCCUGCCUUAGCUGUAGGUAUGGGCACCAAUGUCCCAGGAUCCCUCAUGUUCAACAGCGUUUCGGUGAGCAACGGUGGGAUAAUGUGUAACAUUUGCCACAAAAUGUACAGCAACAAGGGAACCCUCAGAGUGCACUAUAAAACAGUGCACUUGCGAGAAAUGCACAAGUGCAAAGUCCCUGGGUGCAACAUGAUGUUCUCCUCUGUCCGUAGCCGAAACCGGCACAGCCAGAACCCCAAUCUGCAUAAAAACAUUCCUUUCACGUCAGUAGAUUAGGUCACGGAUGGACACAGCAUAAUGCCAGCUCUCAGAGAGGGCCCACUACAUCUGAACUGCCAUAUACAGUCUCCCUUUAUAUAUAUAUAU
Cyanistes caeruleus (blue tit) is the source of this 3295-nucleotide messenger RNA. Lineage: Eukaryota; Metazoa; Chordata; Aves; Passeriformes; Paridae. The record is from RefSeq and is a predicted model, not a curated record.